Messenger RNA from Nilaparvata lugens (brown planthopper), 486 nucleotides. Its product is annotated as proteasome subunit alpha type-3-like. Gene Ontology annotation, biological process: ubiquitin-dependent protein catabolic process. The transcript has a single exon. The annotation marks the transcript as partial. Lineage: Eukaryota; Metazoa; Arthropoda; Insecta; Hemiptera; Delphacidae. Gene Ontology annotation, cellular component: synapse; proteasome core complex, alpha-subunit complex; proteasome core complex. The record is from RefSeq and is a predicted model, not a curated record.
UACGACGCUUAACCUUACUUCUCCGGUUUGAAAUUUUUAUUUCGUUGUUUAUUUGAAAAAAACCAUAAACUUGCGAAAAUGAGUUCAAUUGGAACAGGGUACGAUCUUUCAGCGUCGCAAUUUUCUCCUGACGGAAGAGUAUUCCAGGUCGAAUAUGCUCAAAAAGCGGUUGAAAUUGGAGGAACCGCUAUUGGGCUAAGAGGGAAGGAUGGCGUUGUAUUGGCUGUCGAGAAAAUCGUCACUUCAAAACUGUAUGAGCCUGGCUCUGGCAAAAAGAUAUUCCACAUUGAUGAAGGAAUUGGCAUGGCAACUUCUGGUUUGAUCUCUGAUGCCAGGCAUUUGGCGAAAAAUGCUAGAAAUGAAGCUUCCAGCUACAGGAACCAGUACGGUAACUCAGUGCCCCUGAAAUACCUGAACGACAGAGUCUCGAUGUAUAUGCACGUGUACACACUGUACAGUGCUGUCAGGCCAUUCGGCUGCAGUAUA